This is a messenger RNA of Anolis carolinensis (green anole), 5799 nucleotides long. RefSeq names its product lactamase beta like 1 (gene lactbl1). The transcript has 10 exons. The coding region runs from base 3655 to 5418 and encodes 587 amino acids. The record is from RefSeq and is a predicted model, not a curated record. NCBI's taxonomy places the organism in Eukaryota, Metazoa, Chordata, Lepidosauria, Squamata, Anolidae.
UUAUUAUUAUUACAAUAAUAACUUCAAUAAUUAGUAAACUUUCCCCAUGUUUCUGGAAUAGAGUCAAUUAGAGAAUGACUUCUAUAACCCGUGUUAUAUAGUGUUAGUAAUUGAUCCUGAUUCGGGAAAGCGCCAGCAGAGAUUCGAAAUGUUGUGACGUUUUGGUCCAAAUUCGCACCCGAGCAGGACAGCAUCAUGGUGAAGAAGAGUAGAAGGAGAGGCUUCCUUGGCGGCCAUUUUAGCAUGCCUGGCUUUGCGGCAGUCGCCAAAAUGGCCGAACGGCUUGCUUCACACGCAACGCGUUCGGGGCGAAGGGAGAGAAGGAAGAAAUGUUCGGCAGGUCUCCCACUCUGUCGAGUUUCUCCCUCUGGUUGGGAAGACCUUUCGGAAGAACGUUCUUCCGAAGGCGAAGGCGGGCCCAUCCCUUCCAAUUAACCUUGAGUGGGGAUUUCACACCCCUCACUCGCCCGGAUCCUUAUGAGUUCUGGCAGGAAUUACAAGGGCGGUGAACCAAGGGGGGGAACGAGACACGUCGGGGUGUCAAUCCCACGGAUCCAACUUUCUAAUUGGGGCAAACAAAGGCGGGCCACAAAGGGAGGUUGUCGUUGCCCUCGUCGGCGUGUUGACGUCGCCUUUGUGGGUCCUCAGAUUGACGGAUAUUGCUCCUGAUUGGGGUGGGGGGUGGGGACGUGGUGUCCCGUUGGUGGUGAAAACGUGCGAAAGGGCAAUGAACUUUCGGUGACUUCCCAACGCUCCACUCAGAAACUGGGUCUCCCCGGGUUCGAAAGUUCAACGCGCAUCAGGAGACAUCAUCUCCCCCAUCCGUCCAUCCAUAAAGACGGGGGGAUGGAAUAGAGAAGACGAAGAAGAAGAGGAGGAGGGAUUUCCUUCCCAAUGGAGGAAAUCGAGGAAUCCUCACCUUUCCUAGUGAGUCAUUGGAAGGACGCUUCUUGAGGAACCUCAACGCCAUUGGGCCCUUGGGUCCACCACGUCAUCAACGCAUUGAGUUGGCCGUGCAUUCCAUUGGAGGAGGUCCAUGGAGUGUUUCUUGGUGAGAGAAGGAGUGGGAGGAGCCUAUCGCCACAGAAUCGACUGGAAUCAGAACCCGAAUUGAGGUCAGGAGGGACGUCCUAUUCGCAACCCACGUUCCUGCCCAAGACUCCACGUCCCGUUCAACCAAAGAGGGGGGCGAAUAACACUAGAAAGAAGGAAAUGUAUUGGUGGAUGGAUGGAGGGAUGGGUUGAUAGAUGGAUUCGUAGAUGGAUACACAGUUGAAUAGAUAGAUGGAUGGAUGGAUAGAUAGAUAGAUAGAUAGAUAGAUAGAUAGAUAGAUAGAUAGAUAGAUACUAGAUAGAUAGAUAGAUAGAUAGAUAGAUAGAUACACAGUUGAAUAGAUAGAUAGAUAGAUAGAUAGAUAGAUAGAUACACAGUUGAAUAGAUAGAUAGAUAGAUACACAGUUGAAUAGAUAGAUAGAUAGAUAGAUAGAUAGAUAGAUAGAUAGAAACACAGAUGAAGAGGUAGAGAGAAAGUGAAAGAAAUGCAUUGGUGAAGGGAUGGAGGGAUUGGUAGACAGUUAGACAAGUAGGCAAGUAGGCAGAUAGGUAGGCAGAUAAGUCAGCAAAUAGACAGGUAGACAGACAGGUAGUCAGGUAGGGAGAUAGGUAGGCAGACAGACAGAUAGGUAGACAGACAGGAAGGCAGAUAGGUAGACAGACAGGUAGGUAGUCAGGUAGGCAGGCAGACAAAUAGACAGGUAGACAGACACGUAGGCAAAUAGGCGGGCAGAUAGGUAGGCAGAUAGGUAGACAGACAAGUAGGUAGUCAGAUAGGUAGACAGUCAGGCAGACAGAUACAGGUAGACAGUCAGGCAGACAGAUACAGGUAAACAGAUAGGCAGAUAGGUAGGCAAAUAGACAGAUAGGCAGAUAGGUAGGCAGGUAGACAGGUAGGCAGAUAGGUAGGCAGUCAGGCAGACAGAUACAGGUAGACAGAUAGGCAGAUAGGUAGGCAGAUAGGUAGGUAGAUAGGUAGGCAGGUAGACAGACAGGUAGGCAGAUAGGUAGACAGGUAGGCAGACAGAUACAGGUAGACAGAUAGGCAGACAGGUAGGCAGAUAGACAGGUAGACAGAUAGGUAGGCAGGUAGACAGGUAGACAGACAGGUAGGCAGAUAGGUAGACAGUCAGGCAGACAGAUACAGGUAGACAGAUAGGCAGACAGAUAGGCAGACAGGUAGGCAGAUAGGUAGGCAGAUAGACAGGUAGACAGAUAGGUAGGCAGGUAGACAGGUAGACAGACAGGUAGGCAGAUAGGUAGGCAGGCAGGCAGAUAGACGGGUUAACAGACAGGUAGGCAGACAGGUAGGCAAAUAGGUAGUCUGGUAAGCAGGUAGACAGACAGGUAGAUAGAGAAAGACACAGGUGAAGAAGUAGAGAGAAAGAAAGAGAAAGAAAAGUACUGGUGAAGGGAUGGGAAGGAGAGACGAGAGUAGAAUAACUCUAUUGUCACUGUACGUUGUACAUCGAAAUUCGAUUACAAAAUGCUGGGAGUGGGAAGGACACCGGUCACGCCGUGUGGGCCUGUCGGACAGGCUUUCGCUACGACUCGCCAGGCUUCGUAUUAUUCCUUGGCCACCGGAUCGUGGGAGGCAGCAGGGGGCAGCAGAAGCUCACCGCUCGGCAUUCGGAGGCUCCAGAUUUCAGCCUCAAGGAGAAUCCAACUUGCGACUGAAAAUCGAGGCUCCUUGUUGCAGGCAUCCAUUGACAUCCAAUGCUGUUAUUCGUUCGUUUAUGCUUUUCAUUUCCCUCCCCACUUCUAGCUUCUUUUACCUUCCUUCCUUCCUCACACUCCCACUCCCACUCCCUUGAGAUGCAGAGUCUCUGGCAAGUUGGAAUAAGAGUUUCAUCUAUGCUGACGAUUGUGCCAUCACCGCCCAAUAGCUCCCUAAGAUCGACACAGAUACGCACACAAACACCACAGCAAGUGGCCGUGAAAAACCCAGAACCUCAAUCCGUGGCUGAUACUGGGUGAGAGACUCUUCCUGGCACCACGAAAUGCAGAAACGGGGCCAAGAAGUGGAGUCCACGACAUGCGAGUGUGGAGGAGAGCAAACCACAGACUACUUACUACAAUGCGAUCUGAGCCCUGACACAUACACAACGGAGGUCCUUCUCACAUCUCCAAGUGUCCAGAUUCUGGUCGAAGGGCAUUGAGCAUCAUGCCAAAUUUUAAUUUUGUUUGUGGUUUUUCUAUACAUUAUACAACUAUAUUCUCAAUAUGCUUCUGACACAAUAAAUAAAUAAAUACUGCUUGGAGGUUGGAGUUGAGAAAUUCUGUCCCAGGUUGAAGCCAUACCUGGCCAUCGUGCCUCCUUCUCCGCCCCUCCCUCCCCUGAAAGCUGCAUCGGGGCCAGCUCCAUCCCAGACCAGAUGUUCUGCAUCCCGCACAUUGCUUUUGGCGAAAGCGAGUAAUCUCCAGCCGGCGGGAUUAGUGCUCUGUCCGGUCUUUAAACGCCCGCAGCGGGAUGCGAGCCCCCAAACUGCCCGACAGCACAGUCCGGACGCACAAGGAGGAGGCAGAAAGGCUGGUCUCCAUUCCUGGGACGUUUUAGAGAUGCCCGUGAUGGAACCAUGAGUGGAGAGCAGUAGUCGGCCAUGGAUGGGAUCCAGCUUCGGGCUUCCGGUGGACACGGCCACUUCCGUCUCUCCGCCAUGGAAGUCAAACUGAUCCACGUGGCCCUGGUGGUCUUCUUCCUGCUCUCCGUUGCCAUGACCAGCUGCUUCCUGUGGCAGUACAGCCUUCCCAAGGUGGAACCCAGCCCAACUGUGACGGAGACCAAGCCGGAGCCGGUGCAGAUGUGUCCCCGUUACCCAGACCCCGUGCCUCUGGACCACCCGAUCCCGAUCCUGAAGGACGCUCUGGAAAAGGUGGACAUGCUCCUCCGACACAAGAUCCGGAGCCCUGGCCUGCCCGCUUUGUCGGCCAUCGUGAUCUACAACGACACCGUAUUGUGGACGGGCAACUUCGGGAAACGGAAUGGCUCCGAUCCCUCCUCCGGCAUUCCCAAUGAAUAUACCAUUUACAGGAUUGCCAGCGUCUCCAAGAUCUUCCCCACCAUCAUGCUCUACAAGCUCUGGGAGGAAGGGAAGGUGACGUCCCUGGACGACCCCCUGGAACGCUACGCCCAGAGCUUCGCCAUCAAGAACCCUCUGGGGCGGCUCAGGGAGUCGGAGCAGAGAUACUCGGCCGACGGGCUGGUCUUCUUGGAGAAAGGCUCGCUGCCCUUGAAGCCGUCGCCGGUGACGCUGCGGAGAAUGGCCAGCCAGCUCUCGGGUUUGCCCAGGAGGCUGCGCUCCACGAGUCUGUUGUGGAAAGGGACCACGCAAGAAGCCUUGGCGCUGCUGAAAGAUGAUGUCUUGGUGGCCGACCCAGGGACCAGGUGCCACUACAGCAACUUGGCGUUCUCCCUCAUGGCACACGUUCUCGCCGAACACGCCGCCGAGGGUGAGUACCAGCGGUGGGUGUCUGAGAACAUUCUGGACCGGUUGGGCAUGGAGGACACCGGCUUCGACAUCACGCCUCCCGUCCGCUCCCAGAUGGCGGUCGGCUUCUACGGAAGUGGUCAACCGGCCCCUCUGUACGACUUGGGCUGGUACCGGCCCUCCGGCCAGAUGUACUCCACGGCCGCCGACCUCGCCAAGCUGGCCAUGGUCUUCUUGGGGACCUACCACCGGCGCCUUCUGGAGCCGGACACGGUGAAGACCAUGCUGACGCCGCUCUUCAAGUGCUCCAGCGAGUACUUCGCCAACAAGACUGGGACGCCUUGGGAAAUCAACGAGCAACUCGGGUACGAUAUCAUUCGGAAGGACGGCGACUUGGACGGCUACUCCGCCACCUUCUCCUUGGUGCCGAAGCUCCGCUUGAGCUUCAUUGUCCUCAUGGCCGGUCCUCGCCCGCAGGGAGGAGACGUGGUGGCACAGACCUACGAGCAGCUCAUCCCCGCCAUGGAGUCCGCUUUCCGUGAAGCCGAGAAGAGCCUUGCCCCGCCCCCGAGCCCCACCCCGUACAUCGGGUACUACACGUACUCCAACCUAACGUUCUACGAGAUCAAGGUGGGGGCUGGUGGGGUGCUGGUGAUGCAGCAGUUUGGCCCCCACAUCGAGGAGCUCAUCCCUGAGAAUUACCGGACCAUCAAGCUGCACCACCUCGAGGAUCGCGUCUUCCAGGUGGUGUUCGACAAGGAGUUCCCCUGCACGCUCCACCUCGGCUCCGCCUCCGUUUCCCUGGAGACCCAAGACGGGCAGCUUUUCAACUUCUACCCUUUCGACCGCAAGGGAUUAUCCCCUGGAUUCGACGCUCCGGGUCUGAACACAUACAACGUCUUACGCAUCCAUCGCAAACCCGUGUUCUAUAGUUAACGGCGAGGCGGACAUUUGUACUAUGCGAGGAGACCGGGAGGAACGUCUGGCUUCAGCUUGAGGACGUGGACGAGAUCCUUGGAGAAGUGAGGGCAACCACGUGCAUCCUAAACCACCCUUAGUGGAUGAUCUCGACAGGCGUAGUAGGACCAAGCCUUCACUCAACACUAUUAAGGGACUAAUAAUGGAGAACUGACGUUGGAUUGGUCUUGGAUCGACGUUUUCGGAUUGUGUGUUUUAAAUGUUAUGAGUUGACCGUUUCUAACACUACGUUCCUUGUUUGUAUGUUAUGUUGUAAACCGCUUUGGGGUCCCCUCGGGGAGGAAGGCGGGAUAUAAAUGAUGUAAAUAAAUAAGUAAAUAAAUAAAAUGGUGGAAACAA